AAAGAGAUUAAGUAGAGUAAGAGCUAAAAGCAAUAUUGCGGAUUUGAUUUAGAAAAGAGUGAUACACUUGAAAAUAAAGGUAGAAAGAGUGAUUUUGGGAUAAAAAGAGAAAUUUGAGUGAACUUGACUGAGCAAAUUAAUAGUUAUUCAUAAAUUUGACUAGGGAUAUAAAGUUUGAUAGAGGAAAAAAAUAUCUUGCUUGAAUAUAGUUUAGUUAUAUAUGAAAAUAUAAAGAGUUCCUUACAGAUAAGAUACUGAAAGGUACUAAAAUUUUUGAGAGGUUUAAAGUGGAGAGAGUGAUAUUGCACAAGUGCAACCAGUCAUAAACCUGAGUAGGUUGAAAGAGAUAAAAUAAAACAGUAUCUUGGAUUUGAUUUAGAAAAGAGUGAUACACUUGAAAGUAAAGUUAGAAAGAGUGUUAUUGAGAUAAAAAGAGAGAAAUUUGAGUGAAGCAAUUAGCAUUUAUAAAUUUGACUUGGGAUAUAAAUCUGAUCAAGGGAAAAACCUUGCUUGAUUACAAUUUGAAUUGUAUACGCAAAUAUAAAGAGUAGCUGAUAGGCAGUGAUUACUUUUACCCUCCCCCCAAAGAAAAACUUCAAUUGCAAAGAAGCAAAUAUAAAUUUGGUCCAAAUUUUGCAAAUACAAGUGAGCUUUAUUGACAUAAUACAUUUAAAGGUACUUUUGUGCGGGUAGUGAAUUUUAAAGGAAACGUUAAGACCUUGAAAGACAAUUCAUUGUGUGCGUACUUCUCAAAUUUUUAAUUUUUUAUCUGUUGGAAUAAAGAAAUUGAAAAUGGCUGCCACUCAAUUCGGCUCAAUUAUUCAUGAGAUUCUAAACAUGCUUUCCAGUUACACAUCAAUGAUCAAUUCAGAUAUUGGUAAAUGUUGUCAUUGCAUGAAUGACAUCAAUGAAAGUGACACUUAUGUAACAUGUGAAUCUUGCAACAACCAUUUUCAUGUGACUUGUGAGGGAUACUUGAACAAUGACAAACUUGCUGACCAGAAAUUGGUUUGGAUUUGCCCAUGCUGUGGCCAUAGCAACAUUGGUAAUCGAAUAUUUGACAGAGUAUGUAUUCCAUCUCAUAACAGAUAUGAGCCUCUCAUGUCGGCAGAUGUUGAUGAUGACAAUGACAAUGAGAACAUGGAAAUCUUCAAAGAGACAAGACGAAAAAGGAGAGCAAAGAAGAGCAGGUUUGACUAAGCACUUGAACCCGAAGACGUGUAUUGUUGUGGAAAAGAUGCAGGAUUUGAGACGAUACAGAGUUCAUGCAGGUGGUAGAAGAGGAAGAGGUCAAAGAAGGAACAUGAAAG
Molecule: messenger RNA, 1310 nt
Organism: Lytechinus variegatus (green sea urchin)
Lineage: Eukaryota; Metazoa; Echinodermata; Echinoidea; Temnopleuroida; Toxopneustidae
Exons: 2
Coding region: 793-1200 (135 amino acids)
Source: RefSeq, a predicted model, not a curated record